AGGAGUCUGAGAGAGCGCCGAUAGCUGUUUCUAGAGGAAAAAAACUCUAUCCAAAUAUUCCUCCAUAUAUCACCUGUGUAUUAGCCAAGGCACUCACAGACAAUGGCUCAAGAUAUGACGGAGAAGGAUAUACUGAAGAUGGAAGUGGAACAGCUAAAGAAAGAAGUCAAAACAGAGAGGGCACCGAUUUCAACAUCUUUAUCAGAAAUGAAGACUUAUAUUGAAUCUCAUGCGACAGAAGAUCCUUUGAUAAAAGGAGUUCCAGAUGAUAGGAACCCCUUUAAGGAGAAAGGCGGAUGCUCCAUAUCUUGAUGAAGGGCUAAGCAAUCUCCACUGAGCAACAGGAUCACAAAAUUGAACUUUCAUUAUCUCACUUGAAUCACUGCAGCUUUACUGGUCUAUUCUUUACUAUUUAGAAGAUGAUUUAUGAACUGGGCUUGGGUCCUGAGCUUAAAAAAAAAGAAUUUUGUUUGCGAUUGAUUGGCUGUAUCUGCUCAGGUUGGGAUAUUUGUGCGCUAUUGGGGAUUAGUAAACAAUUAAAAAACAAUUUCAAAAUUUGCUGCUGAAUUCUGUAUAAUUUAAACUUGGAUGCAUGGAUGUAUUUGAUAAAAGGAGCCUUUCAUACACAA
Messenger RNA from Xenopus tropicalis (tropical clawed frog), 629 nucleotides. RefSeq names its product guanine nucleotide binding protein (G protein), gamma transducing activity polypeptide 2 (gene gngt2). Gene Ontology annotation, molecular function: G-protein beta-subunit binding. The record is from RefSeq and is marked provisional. Gene Ontology annotation, cellular component: heterotrimeric G-protein complex; plasma membrane. Lineage: Eukaryota; Metazoa; Chordata; Amphibia; Anura; Pipidae. The coding region runs from base 103 to 312 and encodes 69 amino acids. Gene Ontology annotation, biological process: G protein-coupled receptor signaling pathway. The transcript has 2 exons.